Molecule: messenger RNA, 2014 nt
Organism: Dioscorea cayenensis subsp. rotundata (Guinea yam)
Lineage: Eukaryota; Viridiplantae; Streptophyta; Magnoliopsida; Dioscoreales; Dioscoreaceae
Exons: 3
Coding region: 329-2014 (561 amino acids)
Molecular function (GO): catalytic activity
Source: RefSeq, a predicted model, not a curated record
AUCUCAUAUUACAGUUGUCGAGGCCUCGGCUCUUGAUCCGGGUGACCACGGAGACAUGGAGGAAAACAGUGGUGAUGAGGACGACCCUUCGGAUGAUAACGAAGUGGAAAUAUCUGACGACGAGGGACCUGACGAUUCUAUGACUUUGAAUCAAUUUCAAGAAGAAGCCCGUAGAGAAGCAUUUAUCAGGAAAAAUGUAAACGUAGCAAAAGUCUCCCACAAGAAGGGAAGGUUGGAAGCAGGAUGCUCCCAUUCUUGAAUAAGGCCCUUAUUCAUCCCUCUCUCCUAAAUAGGAAGUUUCUGUCCUUUAUUUUUUCCAAGUUAUUAAAUGAAUUACGCUAAAAUAAUUUGUUGGAAUUGCAGGGGCAUCUCUGCGCGGGAUACCUCUGCUAGGGUUUUUCGGUUUAUUAAGAAGUUCAAACCUCAAGUUGUUUGUCUCAUCGAGACUCGGGCUAACUUGGAGCGUCUUGAUCGCUUUUGCAAAAAGGUUCCUAACCAAUGGGGUUGGGCUGUCAUUCUGGCUGAUGGUUAUUCGGGAGGUAUUAUUGUCCUUUGGAACACUGUCAUUGGGCAAGUUACUCCUCUGGCUUUUUCUCGUCAUGCCCUUCAUCUUGUUGUUUCUUCUGCGCUGUCGAAAACCUUUCUUAUUUCUGUGAUUUAUAACUCACUUCGUUGGCGUAGCCAACUUUUCCUUUGGAACGAGCUUUCAAAAAUCACCCCCCUUGUUAUACCUUGGCUUAUCUUGGGAGAUUUUAAUACGGUUCUCUCCAGAAACGAGCAUAGGGGGCGAAACUUUUCUUACUAUCUUCGCAAAUCGCGUUACUUUUCUGAUUUCAUUAAUAAUAACAAUUUGUUGGACCUAAAAUUUAUCGGCUCCCCCUACACCUGGUGCAACAAUCAGAUUGGCCCGGCCCGUCGUUGGUCAAGACUUGAUCGUUGUUUGGUGAAUAUUGAAUGGAACGAUAUGUUUAAAUCCUACACUCUCAAACAUUUACAGCGUUCUUUCUCUGACCAUUUCCCUCUCUUUUUAACGGCUAAUUUAUUUUCUAAGCAUUCCAAAAGAUUGUUUAAAUUCGAAAACUUUUGGCUUGAGUUUUUGGGUUGCUUUGAGGCUGUUCGUGAAGCUUUUAAUUUCACCCCACACGGCAAUCCAAUGCAUGCUUUUAGUCAUCUACUCCUCCGCACUCAUAAUAGACUUAAAUCUUGGAGUAUUAACGGGGUCAAUGAUGUGGAGUCCGCUAUCAUACAUACUGAAAAUUUGAUCCAAAAUCUUGAGUGUUCUGAUGCAGAUAUCGGUUCUCAUCAAGUGCUUAUGGAACUUUAUGCUAAACUUUCUGCCUUGCAGCAACAGUGCAGUAUCAAAUGGGCUCAGCAGGCCCGUCUAUUAUGGGUUAAAGAUGGUGACAAAAACACAAAAGUUUUACAUGCUAUUGCUCGCACUCGCUCACAUACUAAUUUCAUUCCUCAAAUUGAAGAUUUAAAUGGCAAUAAGCAUUGCACUCCGGAGGAUGUUGAAAAGGCCUUUCUCAAUUAUUAUCAACAACUUUGGAAAGCUCCCUCUAGUCCCAAUAUUAACUUCGACGAAGCUCUUCCCUCGGAUUUACCCUCUCUUACUCCUAUGGAUUGCGAGUACCUUAUUAGGGAGAUCACUAUGGAAGAAGUCUACGCUGCUCUCCUCGAUCUCCCUUCAGUUAUUGAUACAUCUGGUGUCAAUCAAUGGGUCUGGUACCCUAAACCUACUUGCUCUAAAAUCUCGAUCUGCUUUACCAUCGACUCAAUCAACAAAGAUCUUCCUCCGAUAGUUGGAUUGUGCUUUGAUGGACCCUUCAUUUUCACUAAUGCCAUAUCCAGAUUAGAGAUUCAGGUUAGAACCAUUGGUUUUUUCAUUUCUAAUGCUAAUUACAAAGUUAUUCUUGCAAGGAGAUUGUCUCAACCUUUGAAUGAUAAUUCCUCUGAUGCUAUAUUGGCUAUUGAGCUGCCUUUGCGGACCACUCUUCAACUCAAAUCCCGAUGA